Molecule: messenger RNA, 783 nt
Organism: Uncinocarpus reesii 1704
Lineage: Eukaryota; Fungi; Ascomycota; Eurotiomycetes; Onygenales; Onygenaceae
Exons: 3
Coding region: 1-783 (260 amino acids)
Source: RefSeq, a predicted model, not a curated record
AUGGCGCCCAUACGCAAGGUCGCCAUUUUCGGUGACCUGGUGAAAGCGUUGGAAGGGCACGAUGCUGUUGUCUGCGUCGUUGGCCCCGCCGGGAUCCAGUACCAAGCUGUCAUGGUUGAGGCUGCUGAAGCUGCAAAGGUGAAACGCUUCAUUUUGAAUGAUUUUGGCUGGGGACCAGACAUCCGUUCGUUGCCCGAGUUUCAUGACAUCCAUGCGCAGCGCCGUGCGGGAUGGGAUCGGGCACAAGUGCUGGCGAAGGCCAAUCCGGAAUUUACUUACACUGGUAUCACCACCGGAAAUCCAAUCGAUUGGGCUUUACAAAAAUUCCCGCUCAUGGGUUUCAACAUCGCACAAUCUUCUGCUAUCAUUUACGAUUCGGGGACAGAGCGAUUUACCGGCACAACGCUGACUGGCAUUGGACAGGCUGUGGUAGGUGUGUUGCAGCACCCCAAAGAGACGGCAAAUAGAUUUGUGAAGGCGCAAUCCAUUCAGACCUGUCAAAAUGAGCUUCUGGAAGCUUUCGAAAUUGUCACGGGUAAAAAAUGGGAUGUCCAGAAAUCGUCCGUCAAGACCCUUCUGGAGAGUGGACGGAGCAAGGCUCAAGCAGGCACAGGCGGUUGGGUUUUAGAUUUGGUUGUGGCUCAGUUGUUUGAAGAGGGCGAGGCUCGUUGCAUGGUGGCACCAUCAAGGGAGGAAUCUGAUGCAGAGUUGCUGGGAAUGGAAGCAGAAUCUCCGCAACAGGUCGUGUCUAGAGCUUUGUCCAGGGCUUCGAAUGAUACAUAA